AUGGAGAAGAUGAAGAUCAGCCGGAGUUUCUCGGCUGAGAAGCCCAGAUUGUUCGCCGGCCUCCUCGCAGCCGCCUUCGCCGCCACGCUGCUACUAAUCGCCGGUUCGUUCACUUCUCUCUCACCAAACUCCCCCUUCCUCUGUUCCACCUCUGCCGUCGGUGGAAGCGACGACGGCAAAAGCAAAGACCCGACGCCGCCGCAGCUGGAAGCAAUCCUCCACUACGCCACCUCCCGGACCGUCCCGCAGCAAUCUCUGGCGGAAAUCUCGGUUUCCGCAGCCGUCCUCCGGUCGUUGGGCCCGUGUCGGUUCCUCGUCUUUGGGCUGGGCCACGACUCGCUCAUGUGGACCGGGCUCAAUCCACGUGGCACCACUCUAUUCCUUGAGGAGGACCCACGCUGGGUCCACUCCAUCCUCCGUCGUUUCCCCAAUUUGUUGCGCUCGCGCGUCGUCAGAUACCCCACGCGCCUCCAUCAGGCUGAUUCGCUUCUCUCGUCUUACAAAGACGAGCCCGACUGCCUUCUCGGUGGAUCUCAUGGGCUUGCGCGUCUCAAGGGUAAUGCAAAGUGCAAGCUGGCACUGAGUACGUUGCCUAGUGAGGUGUACGAGGAUGAGUGGGAUGUGAUUAUGAUCGACGCGCCGAGAGGGUACUUUCCCGAGGCACCGGGGCGGAUGGCGGCGAUAUACACGGCGGCGGUGAUGGCGCGUGGGAGGACGCACCACGGGGUGACGCACGUGUUCUUGCAUGACGUUAACAGGAGGGUGGAGAGGGUGUAUGCUGAGGAAUUUUUGUGUAAAAAGUACUUGGUGAAAGCUGUGGGGAGGCUUUGGCAUUUUGAGAUACCUUCCUUUGUUGGCAAUGGAAACUUCACUAGUUUUUGUUAG
Molecule: messenger RNA, 885 nt
Organism: Linum tenue
Lineage: Eukaryota; Viridiplantae; Streptophyta; Magnoliopsida; Malpighiales; Linaceae
Source: the annotation of a GenBank genome assembly